AUGUCCUUCGAUUCACAAUUUGACUUAGAUUUUGCUUCUUCUGGCUUCUGUCUAGCUUUCGGUCAUCUCGCCGAGCAGGGCGAUCAAGUUGAAGUGUUCAUGUUCCAAGCAUUGAUAUAUCUUCUUCUGGCUCGUAGCCUUUCAGCCCUUGACAUCCAAAGCGAACAUCCAAUCUCAUUUGCUUCACAAUAUGCUCCUUCGCAAGAGAAGUUGAUGCCUUCACUAUUCGAAUCUCUCAACCCAGAUCAACCUGGUCAGAACACCGGGGAAUAUCCCAUCCUUGGUCAUCUAUUGAGUCCGCAGUCUUGGACAAAUUCUUUCAAUCUGGUCAACCUCAAACAACCAGAUCUCAUUGAGAGCUCACUACAACACCCCGGCCUCACUUCCCCAAGUCUUGAAGAUGAGAAUCUUCACUCGCUCACAAACGAAGUGGACGUGGUACUUUCUGCAAAUAAUCAAGUAGCAAGCUCGCCAAUGAAGGGGAAGCGAAAGAGGUCCGCAAGUAGUGAAAACUUGGAGGUUUUUCAAGGUCUUACAACUUGCGAGACAUACAAGAUCUUCGAGUGCAAACUCGAUCCAAAUUGCUUUCAAAAAUUUAACCGUGCUGAACAUCUUGCUAGGCACGAAAGGAAGCAUACAAAAGAAAAACCCUUCAAGUGUCACUGUCCAAAGGCAUUCAGUCGUUUAGAUAACUGGAGACAACACAAACAGGCUGCUCACAAGCUUACUCCAGUGGCAAACGCAGAGCAGGAAAAACUUCUGAUGCAAGUUCAGAAAGACUUGCAACGGUUAAACAAGUUGAGAAUAGCGACGAUCGUUGCUGAAACAAGACCAGUGCAGAUCCCCACGACAAAAAAAGCGAAAGCUGCUCCAACCCAAGAAAGGAAGCGGGAAACGAAGAAGGCUCCAUCGUUAAGCUUAUCGCACGAAGCCAGCGGGCCGUCGAAAGUGCCAUUUCAACCACCCGAGCCACCUUGCAUAGAUCUUCCACAGCUUCACCCUUACACUAUAGUACCGGCUUUAGAAUCCUAUGAUUUUUCAACUUCACCGUGUUCCAGUCAUAGUCAAGGCUUCCCAAGCAAUGCGACCGAUCUGUCGGUAUACUCAUUUGGUAUAGGAUCAAGCAACUCAGAUUUCACGCCGCAGGCCACCUAUUCCACUCCCCGUGACUUCUCCACAAGUCCUUACUCAACCCCUAUGGACUUCAAUCGGGUGAUCUCUUUCGAAGAUAUGCUUCAUUCUAGCACGACACCUGUUCCUCAACUUUCCAGUUCUUUACCAGGCAUUCAUCCUGGACCUUCCUUUUCAUCACUGGAACCGUUUUAUUUCUAUUCUAAUCCUAUUGAACCUUUUCCUUAUGAUCCUUCAACAUUUGUACCUUCUCGUUCCUCAGUCCAUUUCUCUGAUUCUUCUGAUGAACCUCUGAGUCUAAGUUAUGUAAAUCAUUCAUCUUCCUUGUAG
Messenger RNA from Melampsora larici-populina 98AG31, 1461 nucleotides. RefSeq lists its product as uncharacterized. The coding region runs from base 1 to 1461 and encodes 486 amino acids. Gene Ontology annotation, molecular function: DNA-binding transcription factor activity, RNA polymerase II-specific; RNA polymerase II cis-regulatory region sequence-specific DNA binding. NCBI's taxonomy places the organism in Eukaryota, Fungi, Basidiomycota, Pucciniomycetes, Pucciniales, Melampsoraceae. Gene Ontology annotation, cellular component: chromatin. The record is from RefSeq and is a predicted model, not a curated record. Gene Ontology annotation, biological process: regulation of transcription by RNA polymerase II. The transcript has 4 exons.